CUCCGAAACAAACGAGCUUUAAACUCCUUGUCAACUUGCAGUAUGCAAAGUCAAUUGAAGUUGCUUCGUCAAAUGACUGUGUCUGGCACCUUCAACACCCUCAAAUCCUCCAAUCUCAUCUCCUGGAAAUCUACAGGUAGGCUUCAACAAACCAUAGCUGGAUGCAUAGAGAAGAGUGGCAAGACUUUGCACUCGGGUGAGGUUUCAAAGGUGAAAAUAUUUCCGGGGUUUGCUGGUGAAGGUAGGUACUUCAAAUUUCAAUCAAAAUCGGUGCCUGCAUCCAUUGAUUUCGCCAAAGUAUCACCCUUGUGUACCACACUUUGUAAGGACGGAGUUAGAGUUCGGACUGUUGAGCAUCUGCUGUCUGCUUUGGAGGCUAAGGGUGUUGAUAAUUGCAAGAUUGAGAUCGAAAAUCAGGAUUGUGACAGUCAAGAGGUUGAGGUACCUAUUCUUGAUGGGUCAGCAUGUGCAUGGUUGGAGGCAAUAGAAAAAGUUGGGGUAAAGGAGGCCUUGGAUCAGCAUGGAAACAAUGGCGAAAAAGUUGCUCCAUAUUUGAAUGAACCAGUGCAUGUAUGGAGGAAUGAUUCUUUUAUAGCCGCUUUCCCUUCCCCAAAGGUUCGCAUCACUUGUGGAGUCCACUUUCCCAAGGUGCCCACUAUUGGCUGCCAAUGGUUUUCUUCAGCCCCUUUGGAUGAGUCUGUCUAUGCAACACAGAUUGCAUCUUCAAGAACUUUUUGCAUUUAUGAGGAGGUGGAGUCUAUGCGCAAUGCCGGAUUAAUAAAAGGGGGUUCAUUAGAAAAUGCCCUUGUUUGCAGUAUCAGUGACGGUUGGUUAAAUCCGUCACUGCGAUUCCCAGAUGAACCUUGUCGGCAUAAGGUAUUAGAUCUUAUUGGCGACCUAUCCCUGUUUGCACAGAAUGGUACUCAGGGACUUCCAGUGGCUCACAUAGUAGCUUUCAAGGGGGGGCAUGCACUGCAUAUUGAUUUUGCACGUCACUUACUGGGAACUAUCUAGGAGAAAAUGUUUUACUCCAUUGAGUAUUUCUGUUCCUGGAGGCCAAAGGUGCGCAUUUGAUUCAACUUUUUGCAGCUCAUAUGUAGUGAGCAACUAGAAGCUUCAAGAACCAAUGUCAAAUCCGGUUUGAGUCAUGGUUAAAUUUUGUUCUAGCCAUUGGAAUAGAUUGAUUUGAGGUUAAACUAGAUAAAUAGUAUUGAACCAAGGUUCAACCUACAAGUUAGACUAGUUUGACAUUCAUAUUAAAAUUAUGUUGUCAUCACAUGAUUAAAACGUGUGUUAAAAUUUUAAUUAUAUGGACUUGUGGAUCGAUCAUUUGAUCGAGUCAAUGUUGGAUCUAGCCUACAAACAUUGGUAAUGUUAACAUUAUGUUGAACAAGAAUUAUGAA
Mangifera indica (mango) is the source of this 1403-nucleotide messenger RNA. RefSeq names its product probable UDP-3-O-acyl-N-acetylglucosamine deacetylase 1, mitochondrial. The record is from RefSeq and is a predicted model, not a curated record. The transcript is spliced from 7 exons. Lineage: Eukaryota; Viridiplantae; Streptophyta; Magnoliopsida; Sapindales; Anacardiaceae. Gene Ontology annotation, biological process: lipid A biosynthetic process. The coding region runs from base 43 to 1014 and encodes 323 amino acids.